GCGGGGGCUGCGGGGAGGCUGGCGGAGGGGCGCCACCCAGAGGGAACCUGCACAGCCCUAGGGGCGCACCCGUUUCCCCUUCCCUGCGCCUGCAGUCUCCUUCUCCUGUCUGAAGGCGCGGUAAUGCAGAGUGCGCCCCCACCGGUCGCCUCUUGCCAUUGACGCUCACAGCGGUUUUGACUGGGCGCAGGCUUCCCCUUCCUGCAGCCCCUCCCAGGACAGGCUCUCCAGCUCGCCCACCAGUGCUGUCCUCGUCCUGUUGAAGGAGGGGAGGUCACCCCAUAGCACAGCCCCUCGGGGUCCCCUCUUCUGGGCGGGUGGCUCCUGCUCCCCCAGUCUGCCCUACCUGCAGCACCUGAGAGGGAAGAGUCGGACGGGAGCCCCUCCUUACUAGGCUGUAAGGCUCUGGCUCCAGGCUGUCCCCAGGCAGCCACAGGAAGCAGGCCUGUUCCUCACCCCAGCAGGCCUUGGGCUGCCAGCCCCCAGCCCCGUAUGUCCCAGGGCAGCCCUGUCCCAGUGGGAACAUGUGGACCCUGGAGAGGGCAGGCACCCUGGCAGGUGCAGGAAGGUGUCAAGCAGAGGGGGCGGGGCACUCAGAGUGGGCUUCCCGGGGGUCAGGAUGCCACUCUGGGCCCUGGGGGACGGUGAGUCCUGUGACAUCCAGGCCCAUGGAUGCCUGGGCGAGACCCCAACUGGAGAUCAGAAAGCUGAGGCUGUCCCCUCCUGUCCCAUACUGACCCUGUCUGUCCUGCUCCCAGAAUGGGGUCCCUCAGUCCCUGUGCCUGAGCAGGUGUCCUCCAUACCAGGCCAGGGGCACUGAGGCUGCAUCACCACCCUGCCCCAGCACAGACUGCUCGGCUCUACCUGCCCUGGGUGCUGAGAACACAGUUACUUACCCAGGUCUAAUUGGCUCACUCCAGCAGGCCACUCUGCCCCCGCUGAGGCUCUGUCCGGGGACAGCCUCCCACCCUCGGGUCCCUAGCACCCUCUUCCCAUCACCAGCAGAGCUGAGGUCUGCAGCCUUGUGGAGGGGCACUCAAGCCUGGCCGUGGCCAGGGCGGUGCUCACCCUGGGGAGUUUCUGGGGUCCCUGUGCCAGGCGGGCCCUGUCUCCACCUCCCCAACCUCAGCCUGGCUCGAACUGGAGAGCUUGGGGCAUCACUGGGCCUGGCAGAAAAGUGGCCUGAGCAGCUGGGUCCCCUGAGCAAGAGGAGAGACCUCAACUCCCGCAGCCUGUUUCUGGGUCUACAAGCUGGGGUCCUGCAGCUCACCAGAAUGAGCUGGCCCCUCCAGCUGCAGGCUUCCUCCGACACUGCGCACCCAUCCCAGGUAUUCAGGCCUCGGGCACCGGUGCUGCAGGUCCCUUCAUGGCCAGUCCCCAGGGUGCUGCCUGGAGCUGAUGCCUGAGCAGAGCAGCCUGUGACGGGUGCAGAGGAGGGGACACGGUGAGCAUCUGCGCAUCUGCCCUCAGGGCUACACCUGCUGCACCAGCGAGAUGGAGGAGAACCUGGCCAACCGCAGCCGUGCGGAGCUGGAGAGUGCGCUCCGCGACAGCAGCCGCGCCCUGCAGGCCAUGCUGGCCACCCAGCUGCGGGGCGUGGACGACCACUUCCAGCAGCUGCUGAACAACUCGGAGCGAGUGCUGCAGGACGCCUUCCCUGGUGCCUUCGGGGAGCUGUACACGCAGAACGCCCAGGCCUUUGGGGACCUGUACACUGAGCUGCGCCUCUACUACCAUGGCGCCAACCUGCACCUGGAGGAGACACUGGCCGAGUUCUGGGCGCAGUUGCUGGAGCGCCUCUUCCGGCAGCUGCACCCCCAGCCACUGCUGCCCGACGACUACCUGGACUGUCUGGCCAAGCAGGCUGAGGCGCUGCGGCCCUUUGGGGAUGCCCCACGGGAGCUACGCCUGCGGGCCCCACGGGCCUUCGUGGCCGCUCGAGCCUUCGUGCAGGGCCUGGGUGUGGCCGGAGACGUGGUCCGGAAGGUGGCCCAGGUGCCCCUGAGUGCGGAGUGCUCGCGCGCUGUUAUGAAGCUGGGGUACUGUGCCCACUGCCUGGGGGUUCCUGGUGCCCGGCCCUGCCCCGAUUACUGCCAGAACGUGCUCAAGGGCUGCCUUGCCAACCAGGCCGAUCUGGACGCUGAGUGGAGAAACCUCCUGGACUCCAUGGUGCUCAUCACUGACAAGUUCUGGGGCCCAUCGGGUGCGGAGAACGUGAUCAGCAGCACACACAUGUGGUUGGCGGAGGCCAUCAACGCCCUGCAGGACAACAGGGACUCGCUCACGGCUAAGGUCAUCCAGGGCUGCAGGAACCCCAAAGUCAAUCUGCAGGGCCCAGGCCCGGAGGAGAAGCCACACCGGGGGAAGCUGGUGCUGCAGGAGAAGCCCCCCACAGGUGCCCUGGAGAUGCUGGUCUCAGAGGCCAAGACUCAGCUCCGAGAUGUGCAGGACUUCUGGGUCAGCCUCCCCGGCACGCUGUGCAGCGAGAAGAUGGCCAUGAGUUCCACCAGCGACGACCGCUGCUGGAAUGGGAUGAGCAAGGGCCGGUACCUGCCCGAGGUGAUGGGUGAUGGCCUGGCCAACCAGAUCAACAACCCCGAGGUGGAGGUGGACAUCACCAAGCCCGACAUGACCAUCCGGCAGCAGAUCAUGCAGCUGAAGAUCAUGACCAACCGGCUACGCGGAGCCUACAGUGGCAACGACGUGGACUUCCAGGAUGCAAGUGACGAUGGCAGCGGCUCGGGCAGUGGCGGUGGUUGCCUGGACGACGCCUGCGGCCGGAGGUUCAGCAAGAAGAGCUCCAGCUCUCGGACCCCUUUGACCCAUGCCCUCCCUGGCCUCUCGGAGCGCGAGGGACAGAAGACCUCAGCCGCCAGCUGCCCCGGUCCCCACCCCUUCCUCCUGCUCCUCCUCCUCACCCUGGUCCUCGCAGCACCCAGGCCCCGGUGGCGGUAACUGCCCCACAGCCCCAGGGACUGAGGCCAAGGGCGGACUUUGCUGAAACUCAAAGCAGACAAUAUUUAACCCCCUUGGCCUGCAGAGGCUCAGAGGACGGGGAUGGCGGCUCUGCGUGCUGGGCAGGAUGGCCCCAGCCUGGCCUCACCUGCCACCCUGGCUUUUAAUUUUGUGAGGUCCUCAGGUCAGCCGUGAGCUGUGUCCCCAAAAGCCAUAGAUCUCGGGGCCCUCGGGGUGCCUCCGGCUUCGCACCCCUCCAGCUCCCUGCCCCCUCAGGCCCACGGAGGAGCUGGCCCUUGGCAGCAUCCCCCAGAGACCUCGCGCGAGCCUGUGCCUUCCUCUUCUGCUCCUGGCUGCCGACGUCAGAAAGGGAGGCCCCGCCCUCAGCCUCCAGAAGCCUCAAGGACCGUGGGCCCUGCCGGGCUCUGGCGGGGCCUUUGAGCUUAUGCAUGGUACCUGCGCUCGGCAGGGGCUCUGCCGGGCUGGCUCCUGUGCCACUGUGGAGCCCAGUCCUGGUGAUGCACAGAGGGCGGCACCCGGCACGGCCACACAGGCUCUUCCGUCGCACUUUUGUUUGAGGUGGGGCACAGUCCCCGACACCCAGGGAAGCAGUGUGGUGCUCUUCGGAGUGGGGGCUCUCAUGGGCAGGCCUCCAGCAUCUGCACCAGGGACCCCUCUUCUGGGGAACAGCCGGCCCCUUCUACCCCAGCCCACGCAGACAGAGUGACACAGACAAGGACUGUCACUGGCCCCAGGGUGGGGCUGGCUGGUGAAACUUCAGCUCAGGACUGGUGAGACCCGGCACUGCAGGCCGGACUCACCUGGGCUCUCCCAACCCUGGCCAGCUGCAGGGGCGAGGGAGGGAGGCAGUCAAGGGCUUUUUGGACAUGCACACAUGCACUCUCCCUGUCCCCGUGCCGUGCCAAGAGCCGCCCAGCGUUGGCGAGGCCUGGGGCCCACUGGGGUCCUGGUGUUCCCGGCUCACCAAGGCCAUCAGAGCCAGGCUGGCCCUCCCUGCCAGGCCCAGCUGCUGCAGGCCCCAGGGAGGGGGCUGGGGUGAGGGGCUGGGGACGGCCUGGAAGCCGCUUAGUGCUUUGCUUUUCCCACCGGGUUGGGCGGCCUUCCUCCAGCAGUGUCCACAGUGCAGCAGACCAGGUCUCCAGCCACCUGUGGGUCCCCUGGUGCGCGGCAGGUGUUGUCUGAAAUUGCUCUUGGACGUGUCGGGCCCAGAGCCUCAGCAUGCCUAGCUGCGAUAGUCUCGCUAGAGCCGUGCGGGCUGGAGGCAGGAGCCAGCAGGUCACUGGUCAGAGCGCUGAGCAGGGCCACUGCACCCUUUCUCCGUGACACCCCUGGCCACCAGUGCCAGUAGGUGAUGUGUUGAAUCCUUGUAACAAUAAACAGCUGGAGACCUCAGCAGGACAAGC
Molecule: messenger RNA, 4379 nt
Organism: Heterocephalus glaber (naked mole-rat)
Lineage: Eukaryota; Metazoa; Chordata; Mammalia; Rodentia; Bathyergidae
Gene: Gpc1
Product: glypican 1
Biological process (GO): cell migration; negative regulation of fibroblast growth factor receptor signaling pathway; regulation of protein localization to membrane
Cellular component (GO): plasma membrane; synapse; extracellular region
Molecular function (GO): fibroblast growth factor binding
Source: RefSeq, a predicted model, not a curated record